This is a messenger RNA of Angiostrongylus costaricensis, 966 nucleotides long. The record is from the annotation of a GenBank genome assembly. Lineage: Eukaryota; Metazoa; Nematoda; Chromadorea; Rhabditida; Metastrongylidae.
AUGACAUCAGUGGUACAGUCAGCACCGUCCACAGACGUGCUCGAUCGAGCAAUGAUCAAAGACCUCGAUCAGUGGAUUGAGCAGCUCUACGAGUGUAAACAACUCAGUGAAAAUCAAGUAAAGAUUUUAUGCGAGAAGGCAAAAGAAAUCCUUGAGAAAGAGUCUAAUGUACAAGAAGUACGGUGUCCUGUAACGGUAUGCGGUGAUGUUCAUGGGCAGUUCCACGAUCUCAUGGAACUAUUCAAGAUGGGUGGCAAAAGUCCAGACACGAAUUAUUUGUUUAUGGGAGAUUACGUGGAUCGUGGCUACUACUCUGUCGAGACUGUCAGCCUUCUCGUAUGUUUAAAGAUUCGGUUUAAAGAAAGGGUUACUAUUCUUCGUGGAAAUCACGAAUCGCGACAAAUUACUCAGGUUUACGGGUUCUACGAUGAGUGCCUACGCAAGUAUGGUAAUUCUAAUGUGUGGAAGUAUUUCACGGAUUUAUUCGACUGUUUCCCUCUCACUGCGCUCGUCGAUGGUCAAAUAUUUUGUCUGCAUGGUGGCUUAUCACCUUCUAUUGAUACGCUAGAUCAUAUCAGAGCAUUGGAUCGUAUUCAAGAGGUCCCGCACGAAGGUCCGAUGUGUGAUCUGUUGUGGUCUGAUCCUGACGAUCGAGGUGGAUGGGGUAUCUCCCCUCGUGGUGCUGGAUAUACAUUUGGUCAAGAUAUUUCUGAAACCUUUAACCACACAAACGGUCUCACUCUUAUUUCUCGCGCUCAUCAGCUCGUCAUGGAGGGUUAUAACUGGUGUCAUGAUCGUAAUGUCGUUACCGUAUUUUCUGCACCGAACUAUUGCUAUCGAUGUGGAAACCAAGCUGCUAUGGUAGAACUCGAUGAUGAGUUGAAAUAUUCAUUCUUGCAAUUUGAUCCUGCUCCUAGGCGAGGUGAACCACAUGUCACACGAAGAACGCCGGACUACUUCCUCUAA